AUGUAUGUAUCCCCGUGCAAAACAAAUCGAACUGAAAAUCGCUCUAAUUCGAACAUUCGUAAUGUGAAAAAUCGAACUGAUUUAAAUGAAACUAUAAUAUUGCUGCCCACCAAUCGACCGACAACCAGGAUUCAAACGGCCGCCGACAUGCGCUAUCUGCACGACCUGAAUGUCCAGAUAUCCCAGAACCGACGAUCCGUCUCCGUUUCCAAGCAACUGGACAGGGAUCUGUGCAACCAGCACUUCGACACCUUCGAAACGUUCUGGGGAAGACCAGGACACGGAGCCCGCGGCGACAAGAUCAACAAACUGAAACUGGACAAUCUGCUCUACGGCGCCAGCGAAUCGGCGUAAGGUCACGGAUACCUAAUACCUGGAUUGCUGAGGAUAUUCCAGGAUAUGCUCACCUGUUGACUGGCUCGUAGUUUGUGUGCUUAAGUCAUCUGCUCAGAAAUCGAUCGAUGCCAAGCCCCAAAAGAUCCCAAUUAUAUAAUAUUACUGGAUAGGAACUUCUUUAGUACUUAUAAAACUAUUUUUCGUUCUUCCGUAAGCCACUCAAAGUUCGCUAUUCCAGUAAUAUUAACACCAGCCUAGAAACCAUUUGUACUAUCUCUGUAAAAACUUUGCCAACUUGCCUCUAGUAAGCUGACCAAAGUUUUGAAAAGGUCGUGGUUUUCAAAAUUAAGGGAAAGUUAGGAAAAUAUAGUCAGGGCGGUGAAUUAAAAAAUGUCUUUGGUAGGAACAUUUAGUUAGUUUAAUAAAUAGGUAACAAAGAGAAAGAUAGUAGAUUCACGAA
Messenger RNA from Drosophila santomea, 796 nucleotides. RefSeq lists its product as uncharacterized. The record is from RefSeq and is a predicted model, not a curated record. NCBI's taxonomy places the organism in Eukaryota, Metazoa, Arthropoda, Insecta, Diptera, Drosophilidae.